AAAUUAAAAUUGAGGUGAAGAACUCUUUCAUACUCUGAACAAGAUCAUCUUUCUUCUUUUAAUUAAAACCCUAAAGAACUCGAGUGUUGCUCUUGAAAGUUAGAAUUUUACAUUUAUCAAACACUUCGGUUCCUUAAAUGUUCAAUAAUUCAGUUUAAUCCUUCCUUCCGAUGGAGCAAACCGACUCAAAAUCCAAGAAGGCCUUUUGCUGCCUCUGUAAUCAAAGAAGAGCCGCUCUUAAAAGACCUAAAACCUUAGAGCAGAUAUGCAAAGAAUGCUUUUAUGAGGUUUUUGAAGAAGAGAUACACACAGUGAUUGUGGAUAAUCAGCUCUUUAAACCCGGUGACCGCGUUGCUAUUGGUGCUUCUGGUGGAAAAGAUUCCACAGUUCUUGCUUAUGUAUUAUCAGAAUUAAAUCGACGGCAUAAUUAUGGCCUGGAUCUGUUCUUAUUGUCAGUUGAUGAAGGCAUUACUGGCUACAGAGAUGAUUCCCUUGAAACUGUCAAAAGAAAUGAAAUUCAGUAUGGACUGCCGUUGAAGAUUGUUUCUUACAAGGAUUUGUAUGGAUGGACCAUGGAUGAGAUUGUGAAGAUGAUUGGAUUAAAGAAUAAUUGCACAUUUUGUGGUGUCUUUCGUCGUCAGGCCCUUGAUCGAGGUGCUGCAUUGUUGAAAGUGGAUAAGGUUGCUACUGGACAUAAUGCAGAUGAUAUUGCUGAAACAAUUUUAUUGAAUAUAUUGCGAGGUGACAUUGCUAGGUUGAGUAGAUGCACUUCAAUAACAACUGGUGAAGAUGGACCUAUUCCAAGAUGCAAGCCUUUCAAGUAUACCUAUGAGAAGGAGAUUGUUAUGUAUGCUUAUUUCAAGAGGCUAGACUACUUCUCCACUGAAUGUAUAUAUUCGCCAAAUGCAUAUCGCGGUUUUGCACGCGAGUUCAUCAAAGAUUUGGAGCGAAUGAGACCUAGGGCCAUACUGGACAUCAUCAAGUCAGGGGAGAGCUUUAGAAUAUCCACAUGUACAAAAAUGCCAGAGCAGGGGACUUGCGAACGUUGUGGUUACAUUUCCAGCCAACAGAAAUGGUGUAAAGCUUGUGUUCUGCUCGAGGGAUUGAACCGGGGUUUGCCUAAGCUGGGCAUAGGGCGUAGCCGAGCCCUUGAUUCAGAUGGCAAGAAAGAGAUUCAUCAUGGUCAGGGUGCAAAAAACAUCGAAAGCAAACAGUGCGGAACUUUGGAUUUCUGAUUUUGGAGUGCACUAUUAUUUCAUAUCGAGAAAUAUCUUCUGGUUCUUCCAAGAUGCAACCUAAAGCUAGACACUGGCCAAAUCAAGUCACUGUAGCAUUUUUGUUUACUGUGAAUUACUUGUAUUAGUAAACUCUGUUCAUAUUUUUCUCAAACUGUUAGAAAAAUUUUAGGUGAAUUUAAAUUUGUAGUUACCAAGAGCAAAAAUAAAAAUUCUUUACGUUUUAA
Molecule: messenger RNA, 1462 nt
Organism: Mercurialis annua (annual mercury)
Lineage: Eukaryota; Viridiplantae; Streptophyta; Magnoliopsida; Malpighiales; Euphorbiaceae
Product: cytoplasmic tRNA 2-thiolation protein 1
Exons: 10
Coding region: 171-1235 (354 amino acids)
Biological process (GO): tRNA wobble position uridine thiolation
Cellular component (GO): cytosolic tRNA wobble base thiouridylase complex; mitochondrion
Molecular function (GO): tRNA binding
Source: RefSeq, a predicted model, not a curated record